CAAGCGUAAUAUCUAGAGGACGGUCCUCCUUAAUGUUUCGAUUGCCUUCCUACAACCUUUCCCAAAUUACGAAAUCAAUCGAUCAUCUCCAUUAUGUGUAAUUACAGUAAUAAAAAUCGCAUUGCAAAUAAUCUAAUUUUAUAGUGAAUCUAUUCGCAUCCGGCCAUUUCGGUCUCCUCUGACAGUGGCGAGGGACAAAAGGUUGCGCCACGCGGGCGCCGCUCGCCGCAGCCGCGACCCUGCCCGGCCGCGGUGGGAGACCCACACUACUAUAUAAACGCGAGAGGAACAUUCUGAAGACAUCACUUACCUACCAGCUUCAGCAUGAAGGUAUUCGUGUGUUUAAUGGCCCUGGCGGCGGCCGCUCACGGCGGCAUCAUCAGCGGCGGCGGCUGGUCGGGCGGCGGCGGCGGCGGCUACGGCAGCGGCGGCGGCUGGUCGUCAGGCGGCAGCGGCGGCGGGUGGAAGCUGGGCGGCGGCGGCGGCGGCUGGCCCUCGGGCGGCAGCGGCUGGUCGUCGGGCGGCAGUGGAGGCGGCUGGAAGCUGGGUGGAGGCGGCGGCGGCUGGCCCAGCGGCGGCAGCAGUGGCUGGUCCAGCGGAGGCAGCAGCGGCUGGCCCAGCGGCGGCGGCGGCGGCUGGUCUAGCGGCGGCUACGGCGGCGGACACGGCGGUGGCAGCCAGGUGAAGAUCAUCAAGGUGAUCAGCUCUGGAGGCGGUGGCGGAUACGGCGGCGGCGGCCACGGAGGCUGGUCAUCCGGUGGCUCGGGAUCCGGAUGGAAGUCAGGCGGCGGGUCCGGCUGGUCCUCCGGUGGAUCCGGAUGGCCGUCAGGUGGAUCUGGCUGGUCCUCCGGUGGAUCCGGAUGGCCGUCCGGUGGAUCCGGCUGGUCAUCCGGCGGCUCCAGCGGCGGCUGGAAGCCCAGCGGUGGUUCCGGGUGGUCCUCAGGCGGAUCCGGAUCCGGAUGGUGGUGAACGAACGAUCGAAUGACGCUUACAAUACAAUGAUACCUCACGA
Messenger RNA from Plutella xylostella (diamondback moth), 1012 nucleotides. It is a transcript of the gene CPG15, whose product is annotated as cuticular protein glycine-rich 15. Lineage: Eukaryota; Metazoa; Arthropoda; Insecta; Lepidoptera; Plutellidae. The record is from RefSeq and is a predicted model, not a curated record.